AGCCACGAGUUGCAGCCAAGUGAGGAAGACAACGCACCAGAUUUAUUCUGAGGGAACCAAGAUCAGCACCUGUGCAAGAUGGAGUACCAGGGACAGCAGCAGCACGGCCAGGCGACCAACCGCGUCGACGAGUACGGCAACCCGGUUGCCGGACAUGGCGCCGGCACCGGCAUGGGCGCGCACGGCGGCGUUGGCACCGGCACCGGCGCGGCCGCUGGUGGGCAUUUCCAGCCCACGAGGGAGGAGCACAAGGCCGGCGGGAUCCUGCAGCGCUCCGGCAGCUCUAGUAGCUCCAGCUCGUCUGAGGAUGAUGGCAUGGGCGGGAGGAGGAAGAAGGGCAUCAAGGAGAAGGUCAAGGAGAAGCUCCCUGGUGGCCACGGCGACCAACAGCACACCGAUGGCACCUACGGACAGCAGGGUACUGGCAUGGCCGGCACCGGGGCGCAUGGCACCACGGCCACAGGCGGUACCUAUGGGCAGCCGGGACACACCGGAAUGACCGGUACUGGGACGCAUGGCACCGACGGCACGGGUGAGAAGAAGGGCAUCACGGACAAGAUCAAGGAGAAGCUGCCCGGACAGCACUGAGCCCCGCCCGCGGCCGCUACUUGUGAAAGUUUGAGGUGCCGGUCUGGCCACCUCUGCAGAAUAAAACUAUGUGAAUACAAUAAAAUUUCCCGAAAUAAAACUUCCCAAAAUAUCUGAGUUCCGAGUUCUGUGGACUUGAAUAUGGGCUUCUUGUAUGUACUCGGGAGUCGGGACGUUUUGUGUUAUGUACUUUGGUGUGUGAAUUUUCUUUUGGUUGAAACUAUGUGGAUGUGUACUAUAUAAGUAAAUCGUGGUGUAUACAAUAUAGUUUGCCCAUUUACUUCAGCUUUUUGUGCCACUUAA
Triticum urartu is the source of this 891-nucleotide messenger RNA. Lineage: Eukaryota; Viridiplantae; Streptophyta; Magnoliopsida; Poales; Poaceae. The record is from RefSeq and is a predicted model, not a curated record.